Molecule: messenger RNA, 1618 nt
Organism: Salvia splendens (bonfire salvia)
Lineage: Eukaryota; Viridiplantae; Streptophyta; Magnoliopsida; Lamiales; Lamiaceae
Exons: 2
Coding region: 729-1346 (205 amino acids)
Source: RefSeq, a predicted model, not a curated record
UUGAGCUCAAAAACAAUGUCUUCUUUAUAUUUAUUUAUUGCUUCUUUACAUGAAAGUUUCCUAUUUCAUCAUGGUAUCAGAGCAGGAUUUCGAUCCUGACUCUAUACCUCUCUUCUGUAACCUCUUUUCUUUCAUUGUUUUGUAUUCAUAAAUGGCAGAUAGCGAAGGUUCAAGUUCAUCCUUUGGAGAUGCACAUGCCUCACUCCUUUCAAACACACCAGCCUUACCCCAAAACCAUUCUAUCUCGCUCAAGUUAACAGACUCCAACUACUUGAUCUGGAGUCAACAAGUGCUCGCUACUGUCGAAGGAUAUGGAUUGGAGCAUUUCCUCUACGGGAAUGUAGAGCCACCCUCUUCGACAAGAAACACAGCUGAUGGACUCACGGAGAUGAAUCCGGAGUACCUGGCGUAGAAGCGCCAAGAUCGAAGGCUCUCGGCAUGGAUACAGUCUUCGCUGUCCGAAAGCUCCAUGGUGAUUGUGGUUGGUCUGAAGACCACGAAGGAGAUCUGGGAAGCCCUCGAAACAAACUUUGCGAGUCAGUCCAAAGCAAAGAUAAUGCAGUACAGGCUACAGCUGCAGACUAUCAAGAAGGAUGGACAACCGAUGCAAGAAUACUUGAACAAGAUGAAGGAGUGUUGCGACCUCUUGGGCGGCUGGAUGCCGCAUAUCAGACGAUGAUCAAAUUCUCUAUAUACUUGGAGGACUUGGGCAUGAAUAUGACCCUGUCAUGGUGUCGAUCACUUCGAGAAUCGACCCUUGGAAAGUGCAAGAAGUGAGAACAAUACUCUUGAGUUAUGAGACCAGGCUCGAGGGUGAUAAGCAGUCAAGUGUGAAUUUAGAAGGAUCACAACCUUCCAUCAACCUGGUCCAUCAAGCUCAACAUAAGAAGGAUGUGCCUCCUCAACAAGGCCGAGAAGGAUACCACACGAGCGGAAGAGGAGAUAGCAGCCGCGGAGGUUACAGAUCAGGAAGAGGUGGUAGAGGUAGAGUCUCCGGAGGCAAGUUGGUUUGUCAGGUUUGCCAAAAACCGGGACACGGAGCAGAAAGGUGUUGGCAUCGUUUCGAGCAUAACUUUGCUCCUCAACCGCAACAAAACAGAAUCAGCCAUUAUCCUCAGUCCAGUCCCUCAGCUCACCUUGCUCACAUCAGACAGCCACCCCACCAUCAAAUGGCUCCCUCGAUUGCAAAUACAUCUGAAUAUGGCUAUGAUGGAGCGAAUGCAGUGUGGUAUCCAGAUUCGGGAGCCACCAAUCAUGUGUCCAAUGACCUCGGAAAUCUCAACAUCAGCUCCGAAUACCACGGAGGACCUGCAGUCCAGGGAAAUCGUGCUCAAGGGAAUCCUUGAUCAGGGCCUAUACAAAUUCCUCAUCUUCAAUUCCAAUGCCAAGAAUUCCAGCCAUUCCAGCCUUCCUGCUUUCAAUCAAAAUGAUAUUGCUACACCAGCAGCAUGUUCAGCCACUCUAGGAAAUUUCAGUUCAUCUUCUUCUAGUCUAGCAUCUAGUCUUGCCUUAUGGCAUCAGAGACUUGGGCACACUGCCCUCAAUGUAGUUAAGCUAGCUCUUAGCAGUUGUAAUCUUCCUUUUCAAUCAAUGAAUUUUGAUUCUACUUUGUGUCAUC